GUGUUUGUGCCUUCCUUUGGACUUGCGGAGUUGAUUAACCUUGGCCUCUGCGCUCCGUGGUAUUAUUCUCGCGGUUCACGUCUUGAAAGAGAAUCACUGGGGAGAUUUUGUCUCAAAAUCAGAUUAUUUCCACAGUUAAUCACCCGCAACAUCAACAGUUCACUGUUACGCUCGAUUGGGAGCAGUGUUAUUUAAAUCUUGGAACAUCUGUGUUGACGAAAAAGGGUCGCGUUGGGCUUAUUUUGGAUUUUACCCUUGCUUUAUUUUAACAAUUCCUUUUAUGAGGACAUUUUAGAAAUUCUUCCGGUGGUGAAGUGGACUCUCUCCAAUCUCGGAUGCCGCGCAUUUUAACUCAAGAACCAUGAGGAUCAAUUACACCAGCGUUUUGGCAUUAUUUUUCGCGGUUACCUACGAACUACCUUUGCUUGUUGUCGGAGAACGUCUAAAUAAUGAUAUUGUGAAGAACUGGUCUGCGCUAGUGGAGAGCUAUCUCCUAAAACUUGCCGAGGAAGGCCUAAAAACGCGCGAGCUACAGAAGUUGUACGACAACGCAAAUUACACAGUGGAAGAAAAAAGUGGAUUCGAUACUGUGAACUCUGUGAAAUCACGGCUAGGAAACUACUUCGUUAAAAAGGAAAAUGCGGCCAGGAAAGUUGCAGAAGAAGUUGCUAGACUUCAUGAUGAAUUUUACACCAAUGAAACUCUACAAAAAAUGGCAAAGGUGUCAACUCUACAAGAGCUUGGUGACAAAUUCUACUCUGACUCAGAUCUUGUGGAUACUCUGCCUAAAGAUCUGGAAUUCAAUACGUUAUUUAAGCAGAAAGUGAGUAAAAGCAGGAGCUCUGUGAAGAUAUCUGAUCAGGUCGCCAGAAGCAACCCCAAGCUGAUUGAAGCUGUGUUUUGGUCGUCACUUCUGGAUAACGUGUUUAAGGAAAAUUCAAAAAGUGAUCCAGAAUUAAGGUGGCAGAAUUUUGGUUCAAUAGAGGGCUUCGUCAGAACGUACCCAACUCGAGAAUGGUCCUUAAACUUUGCUGGGUUCCACAUAGAUUACGACCCCAGAUUGAGGCCGUGGUAUAUUGGUGCCACGUCAGGCCCUAAGGACAUCGUCAUUAUCCUGGAUUGCAGCUUGUCCAUGGCGGGAAAGAAAUUUCACAUGGCCAAACAAGUAGCAAAGACAGUAUUGAACACCCUGACUAAACAAGAUUAUGUCAAUGUUAUCUGUGGACACGAGAGUCACUGGGAUGAAGUAGGAAAGUGGUUUGAGUACAAGACAGAAGUACUUAGCUGCCAACAAAAUCGACUGGUACCGGCGUCCACUUCUCACCGGAAGGACUUAAUUGAAAAGAUUGAUAACCUGAGGGCUGGUGGAACAAGUGAACUCAAAAAGUCUUUCAAGUUGGCAUUCGAAUUGUUGCAAGGAGCAGCUAGAACCGGCUGCCAGAGCAUCAUUGUUUUCGCUACAGAUGGAGUGGAUAAUGAUGGGGACCCUGUACGCUGUGGCCCAGGUUACUACACCAGGAGCGGUUACGUUCCAGGGCAGAUAUGCAAAUAUGACUGGAAUGAUGUGUGGGAUGAAGUGCUGGCUAAGAAUAGAUAUAUGAUUCCCAGGACUCGGAUCUUUUCGUAUUUGACCGCAGACGAUGGCGAAGAAUUCCCAGGAAAGCUUGCUUGCGAUAAUGAGGGCUUCAUGAAGAAGCUAACAGACGAAGAGAACAUCAUAUCACAAAUGCAGGAUUACUACAGCUUCUUGGCGUCCAAUACAAUAAGCAUUAGUAAUGUCACGUGGACGUCUCCUUAUCUGGACGCGUCGGGCCUGGGACUCAUGGUCACGGUGGCAAUACCGGUCAUCAGCAAAUUCACGAAUAAGACUAUAGGUGUGGUUGGAAUUGAUGCCACACUGGAAGAGAUUGAGAACAUCCUGUUGAACGACCAGUGGGGAUCGGUGUACGCUUUUCUGGUGAAUGAGGGAGGAGAGACAAUUUUUCACCCGCUUUUGCGACCAAGCACUGAGCUUGUGGAUGAUCCAAUCUUCAUUCCAAUCAGCACCCUCGAACAGCGCAAUGGUAAACCGGCGGAGUUUGACACAGUCGCCAAAGGGAUGAUGGAUGGCGAGACUGGCUCUCUUAGAAUCGAAAACGCUAUUAGAAGCAUUCCAAAAGGAGAUUUUCAAGAUGGAGUUAUGCUCGUUACUCUACCCUCCACUUAUUACUACACGUCAAUCAAGGACUCCGAGUACGUUUUUGCCUUCAAUCUCGCAGACUCGGAUAAGAAUUACCGCAGACCAGCAUCACCGCCGCGUGGGAUGAAAAUUCCUGUCAAUUAUUACGCCAACAUUUUGUCCUAUAACUCCCCUGAAGUGAGACAGGUUUUGGGAAAUUUGUACGAAGAUCUCAAUGUUGAGUACAACGUGUCUUUCUUCCCUGAUUUACCCUUGACUUUUAACGCGUCCACUGUGAUGCUGAGCCCCAAGACCUACUGUAACCCAAACAACUUCCUCUUCAGGGAAAAUAACAGCGAUAUCACCAUCGAAGCACAUCGUUUUCUGAACGGGGAGGGAGAUAAUAGUGGUUGUCCACAUGGACGAUUUCGGGCUUCUGUUAGACCUGAUGUAGAGAUUACAUCAUUAAUAGAGGACAUAUGGAAGAACAAUCGGUCGAGAGAGAUUUUGAAAGAUGUUCCCUGGACAUACAUUGGUACACGAAGUGGUAUUUUCCGUUCUUACCCAGGCCACCGCUCACGAAAGAACUUCGACCCGACCAAGCGGCCAUGGUAUCACCGUGCCUUGGUAAAUCCAGCCAAAGCAGCUGUGUCUAAUGCCUACAUGGACGCCAAUGGUAUUGGGAAAGUGAUCACAAUUUCAGAAGCAGUUUUCCAGGCUUUGCCACAAAACACGUCUAAUAUAACUUGCGGGGGCACAAGUAAUCUUCCAGGGGGAUGCGCGUGUUCAAGGGAUGUUCAGUGUAUUUCAGGCAAGUGUCGUGUUUAUGAAGGGAAUCGUUCCCUAUGCGCUGGGGAUCGAGUUGAAGCAGUCACAGCCUUAGAUAUCCUAUACAAUGAUUUCCAUCGCCGAGUGUACGGGCUGCUGGACAGCUCAGGAGAGGAGAAAUCCUGUGGAAUGAACUACACUUGUCCUGAUGGCGAGCACGUGUGUCAAACGAGAUGCUACCUAGUAGAUAACUUGGCUAAUUUAGUCACCGAUCCAGACUUCCUUCUGGCGAGUACUACAGACGCGCGAGAAUAUGAACGAGUAAGCCUGGGACGUAAAGAGGGUGACGUAAUGAAACUUUUGGUCACAAAGCAUAAGUUCUUUGUCCCUAACCAACGAGUUGAUUUCCAGGGAAUAUGCAGCGUUUCCCCGUAUGCACCAAAGGUAACAUUGGAAGGAAUCGUUAGAACACCUGAACAGGAAGAUGACUACUACAAGAACAGAGGGCCUAUUCCUCCAUUUAGAAACGAGUACGGCUGCAUUCAGGAUGUUGUAGGCUACACUUCAGACGAUGCUGUUCUGGGUCCUGAUGGCAUCAUUGCGGACUCUGUUGAUGGUCCUUGCAGAUCCGGGAAGUUUUUCCUCUCGGCUCUCCCCAGGACUAAUCUCUAUCUGCUUGUGAUAGAGAACUGGAGCGAGUACCGUCAAUCCUACUUUUAUAACUUUAACUGCCACAUUAGCAACCGAGUGUAUGACGCAGGCGCAUUCCGCAUCGUAAACGGCACAUGCGCACACAUUGAGACCCAAACGAGUCUUAAAAAGAAGGAAAAGUGCCCCGCUCUAAAGAACGUCGAGAUGCAAUGUAGCUACAAUGUGUCUAAUACUCUAACAGUACCCAGCCUUAUACAGUUGUUUGUGACAGUCUUCGCUGUCAUUUUCAAGACGAGAUGAUUAAUUAUUAUCGUUAUUUUAGAGAACUAGUUAAUUUAUUUGAUGAUCUUCGAAAAUGUAUUCCGACAGAUUUUUACAAUUGAUUGACCCACCACCUACUGAAAUAACCU
Pocillopora damicornis (cauliflower coral) is the source of this 3987-nucleotide messenger RNA. Its product is annotated as voltage-dependent calcium channel subunit alpha-2/delta-3. The record is from RefSeq and is a predicted model, not a curated record. Lineage: Eukaryota; Metazoa; Cnidaria; Anthozoa; Scleractinia; Pocilloporidae. Gene Ontology annotation, cellular component: voltage-gated calcium channel complex. Gene Ontology annotation, molecular function: voltage-gated calcium channel activity.